UAGCUCUCUUAGCACCUCGGCUAGCUGCUGCCUCUCCGCCGCUCCGCUCUCUCCAAGCUUGUCAGCCCCCCGAGCGACACCGUCCGCCUCGUCGCCGAUUCCAACUCCACGUUGCUAACUUAUCAUGCUCCAUUUGAACGGGACAGCUCGUCGAGUGUCGGUGUAAAUCGUCGAUUUUGUCGGGGACUGGCCGCGGUUAACAAUACGGGAGCUAAAGGCUAAAGAGGUUAGCUUAGCUUAGCUUAGCUUAGCAACAGUGCGGCUGUCAUGGACGACAAAUCUUUCACCAAGGAGUUGGACCAGUGGAUCGAGCAGCUAAAUGAGUGCAAGCAGCUUUCAGAAGGCCAAGUUCGGUCGCUCUGUGAGAAGGCCAAGGAGAUUCUGACCAAGGAGUCCAACGUUCAGGAGGUGCGAUGCCCGGUGACGGUGUGCGGCGACGUGCACGGCCAGUUCCACGACCUGAUGGAGCUGUUCAAGAUCGGAGGCAAGUCCCCCGACACCAACUACCUGUUCAUGGGCGACUACGUGGACAGAGGCUACUACUCGGUGGAGACGGUCACGCUGCUCGUCACGUUAAAGGUGCGUUUCCAGGAGCGGAUCACCAUCCUGCGAGGAAACCACGAGUCUCGGCAGAUCACGCAAGUGUACGGCUUCUACGACGAGUGCCUGAGGAAGUACGGCAACGCCAACGUCUGGAAGUACUUCACGGACCUGUUUGACUACCUGCCGCUCACCGCGCUGGUUGACGGACAGAUCUUCUGUCUGCACGGAGGUCUGUCCCCCUCCAUCGACACCCUGGACCACAUACGAGCUCUGGACCGCCUGCAGGAGGUCCCUCAUGAGGGCCCCAUGUGUGACCUGCUGUGGUCGGACCCCGACGACCGUGGUGGGUGGGGCAUCUCCCCCCGAGGUGCGGGCUACACCUUCGGACAGGACAUCUCUGAAACAUUCAACCACGCCAACGGCCUCACGCUGGUGUCCCGCGCCCAUCAGCUGGUCAUGGAGGGCUACAACUGGGGCCACGACAAGAACGUGGUGACCAUCUUCAGUGCUCCCAACUACUGCUACCGCUGUGGCAACCAGGCGGCCAUCAUGGAACUGGACGACACCCUCAAGUACUCGUUCCUCCAGUUUGACCCCGCCCCCCGCCGCGGCGAGCCCCACGUGACCAGACGCACUCCCGACUACUUCCUGUGAAUGUUUGACGCCGCCCAGAUCGUCGCCCACAAGCUCCGCCCCUUUCUCCCCCCCUCCCUCCCCCGCCCUCGUUACUGUACCGAGAAGAAAAGAAGCGAUUGGCUGAAUAAUGUACCGAUGACUUAAGCGUAGCGUGUCCCGCCCCUCCCCCCACAGUCGUGUUUUCACUCUGCCGUCAUUACCGCUGUGCUUCUGGAGUAAAACUACACGUGCAACUAAGAUGUUACUUUUUUUUGUUGUUGUUGGUUUCCAAACACGUUUUUAAGACAACAUAAUAAAACUUCCAAGGUGGACCAAAUGUGCCAUAUUCUGAUCCUUUUCCGACAACUGUUUUUUCCCCCUUUUGUCCUUUUUAAGCCCGACACAACCUCAUGUCAUCACAUUUGUGCUUUUUCUGUUUGGUACAAAAGAGGACAAAGAAAGUCUGCUUAAAGUAGUUCAGCUGUGAGUUUUAGCUGCAGCCAGCGCUGCUCAUCAAGUCAGCAACUAUAUUACUGUCAUUUGAAUAAAGACUACAGACCUACAAAAUAAAAAUGUCCUAUUGACAAACUCCUG
Nerophis lumbriciformis (worm pipefish) is the source of this 1752-nucleotide messenger RNA. Its product is annotated as serine/threonine-protein phosphatase 2A catalytic subunit beta isoform. Lineage: Eukaryota; Metazoa; Chordata; Actinopteri; Syngnathiformes; Syngnathidae. Gene Ontology annotation, molecular function: protein serine/threonine phosphatase activity. The record is from RefSeq and is a predicted model, not a curated record.